Molecule: messenger RNA, 2247 nt
Organism: Medioppia subpectinata
Lineage: Eukaryota; Metazoa; Arthropoda; Arachnida; Sarcoptiformes; Oppiidae
Source: the annotation of a GenBank genome assembly
AUGAAUACAAUUUAUAUACUGAUUUUGAUUGUCAUACCAAACGUCUCGUCAAGCGAUAAGUUUUGCAACAAAUACGCGCAAAACGGUCACAAACUGUCGUACGGCUACCGACACUUGCAUUCGGACAAAAUAAGGGCCAACUAUAUAUUCAUUGAUCACAUGUAUUGGGAGCUGUCAUACGCUGACAACGCCAACGACACUCUGAAAGAAGUACGUCUUGAGGACAACUAUACCUCGGAUGACGAGCACACGAGUAACACGUUUGGCGGCCAGUAUUCAAUGGCGUUUUGCAUUUGGUUCGAUGCCAGCAAACACUGCCGCACCGGACUCUUCAAGUCGAACAGGAAUACCAUUGAUUGGGUUGUUAUACACGAAAAUAUGACUCUUAUGAGCGGUGGUAAUACAACUUCUAUAGAGUUUGUGCCCAACUUUAAGCCCAAACUGGCGUUUCAUUCGCAUUCUGGCGAAACCCUAUAUCCAAUGAUCGUCUUUAUGGCCAAACGAGUUGUAUACACGUGUGAUGUGAGGGAUUCGGACAAUAAGACCACGUGUAUGGAAGGGUGGCCCAACCACGGACACAUCUACGGCGACAUCGAUCCCACAUUAGAGAUGAUGGCUGUACUCAACCAAUACAGUGACAAGGAUUGGGAUAAUAGACCAAAUCAGGGCUCUUCUGGUGCGGCCAACACAUACUUAGGUCACGGCUCUAUUAUACUAUUCAAUUUCGGCCAAACCAUCAAAUAUUGCUAUAAAACUCUCGCUCCGGGUUAUAGCCAACAGUGCAAAGCCGAUAAACUCAAAGUGUUGAUCAAUUGCGAGGCCAGCAGUGAUGUGACACCAUUUCCCUCUACAACAACACCGGUUCCCGUGAAGGCGUCGUUAACGUGGGUUUAUGUCGUCAUUUUGAUUGUCAUUGUUUUUGCCGUUAUAUUGGGUUUACUGGCUUUCCUGAGCCGACACUACGAAAGAACCAGCAAUAUAUCGACAUUACAAGCGACUUCUGGUUUGGCGGCCACCUCUGAAAUGGACGGCACUGAUCACCGAUCGGCCAUUUCCACCGACAAUACAAAGAGCAGACAAUCGACCACUUCUUUGCCCAAAAGGAAAACCUCUCCCAAGAAUGAUAUGUACGAGUUGGGCCAAUUGACGGCAGUUAUGGGUCCGUCGGGUGCGGGACUCACAUCACUGUUGAUGUGUUUCAAUGGUUUGAAUAAUUGGGGGUUAAGUUCGGAGUCGAAGAUCCGGUUGAGUCUUACGGACAAAAUUAGGUCCACUUUUAUUGCACACAACGAAAAAGAUGAUAUGUACGAGGAUAACCAACUGUUCCCAAAAUGGUUGUCCAGCCGGACACUUCUGAACCUACAACGGGGUGUUUAUGCCUGCUGUGCGCUAUCACUGAUUGCUACCGUUGUCGUGAUGACCAUCAAAUUAGUCUCGCUCAGUUCAAUAAGCUAUUAUUACUAUUACAAGUCGUAUGAUACGGACAGAGGUCUAGUCAUAGCGAUUGGUGUGCUCUCAAUAAUGGUACAAAUUUUGGGCGCUUACGGCGCUUACAGGCAAAGCAAUCGCAUGUCCGUCACGUAUGGCGUAAUCUGUUCAGUAUUAUCGGGUCUGACCGUUGUUUACGCCAUACUAUACUAUCUGUUGGCCAUUCUUCUGGUGGCGGCCCUAUUUGUCAGCGGAUCCACGGGUUCGCUGUACGCCAAACACAUCCGACGUCUUAAGAAACAGGCGUUAAAUACAACUUGUUAUGGUCAAGGAAUGCCGGGUCCGCCACCGACAAUGACUUACCCGAUGCCCAACUAUGGUGUGCCGCCCGGCACUGGUGGUCACAUCAACUAUGCCGUGUCAGGCCAGGGACAGCCCGCUUACGGUCACCCCCAACCGCCUAAUUAUAUGAUACCCGGACCACAGGUGGCGCCAAACAGUCAACCAUAUAUGACGAGUGCGUUUCCAAACCCCAAUCCCUAUCAGCCAUCGCCUCAGGACUAUGUGGUGGCGACCCCCACAUCAACCGUGUCCUACGCCGAGCCCACUGCACAGCCGCCGAGUUAUAAUCAAUCGCAACAGCCGUUUGCCACCACUUCAGUACCCAAUGAACUUCAUUUCCAAGAGUUUGGUGCGACCAACCCUUCUGUCCAACACUCACCUGUGUCUCCUGUGCCCGGAGCUAUUGCCCCGCAUAAGUCAAUGCCAGAGUCACCCGCGUGGCAGUCGUAAAAGUAUUAUAUAAUUCAUUUAAUUUGA